GUUCCAUACUUUGACAAACAAAGAAAGGUGCUUUCUAACUUCGAUUUUGCAACCUGCAGAAAGAAACAAGGAAAGGCCAAAUAUAUAUAUAUUUUUAGAGAAAAAGGAGGAAGAAAAAAUGGGAAAAUCAAUAAUUAUCUUUAUUGCUAGUGCUAUUUGCUUGUUCUCCCUAUUAGGGAUUACUCAAGCCAAUGAAGAAUCUGAUAAGUAUCAAUUUAUUCUAGAAGGAAUAGUGUAUUGUGAUCCUUGUCGUUCAAUAUUCAAAACCAAUCUUAGUGAGCCAGUUGUAGAUGCGAGGGUGGGGAUGCAAUGCCGACACCCUGAAACUGAACGAGUCACAAUAACCGUGACAGCCUCGACUAACUCCACUGGAUAUUACCACAUGUUGAUUGAAGGUGAUCACGAGAACGAAAUCUGCGAGACAUAUUUGAUAAAAAGUCCAAAAGAAGAUUGCAGUGAGAUCCCAACUGAAGGACAUACCAGGGAAUUAUCAAGAGUUACACUGACUAGCAAAAAUGGCAUUGCUGGAAAGAAUCGUGAAUCCAACCCACUCUUUUUCUUGACCAAAAAAGUAGCACCAGAAUGUCAACAAGAAUUCAAGGAAAUGGAAUAUCUCCCUGAACUUAAAGAUAUUAACCAGGCCUAAACGAUUUUAAAUUGAAUUACAAUAACAUUAAGAGUCUAUUUGGAUCGACUUUUGACUUCAUAGCUAAAAUCUCUAACUGAUGACUUUUAGCUUAUUUUUAUCAUAUAGUUUACAGUCAAAUUUUAAUAAACUCUAAAAAAAUAAUUAAAAUAAGUCAAUUCAAACAGAUUCUAAAUAUUGUCUUACAUUUAAUUUAUUUGUUCUGUCAUUAAUUUUGCAUCUAUAUAUAUACAAACUUUAAUUAA
Solanum pennellii is the source of this 891-nucleotide messenger RNA. RefSeq names its product major pollen allergen Lig v 1-like. NCBI's taxonomy places the organism in Eukaryota, Viridiplantae, Streptophyta, Magnoliopsida, Solanales, Solanaceae. The transcript has 2 exons. The record is from RefSeq and is a predicted model, not a curated record. Bases 119 to 646 code for a protein of 175 amino acids.